AUGUCGGCCAGUCCAUAUGGUACCUUGGCCAGCCAUGACACCAAAACAUCGGCUGGUCCAUAUGGUGCCUCAGCCAGCCAUGAUACCAAAACAUCAGCCAGUCCCUAUGGUGCCUCGGCCAGCCAUGACACCAAAAUGUUGGCCGGUCCACUGUAUGGUACCUCGGCCAGCCAUGACACCAAAACAUUGGCCAGUCCCUAUGGUGCCUCGGCCAGCCAUGACACCAAAAUGUUGGCCGGUCUACUGUAUGGUACCUUGGCCAGCCAUGACACCAAAACAUCGGCCGGUCCACUGUAUGGUACCUCAGCCAGCCAUGACACCAAAAUGUCGGCCGGUCCACUGUAUGGUACCUUGGCCAGCCAUGACACCAAAACAUCGGCCAGUCCAUAUGGUACCUUGGCCAGCCAUGACACCAAAACAUCAGCCGGUCCAUAUGGUACCUCACCAGCCAUGACACCAAAACAUCGGCCGGUCCAUAUGCUCCCUUGGCCAGCCAUGACACCAAAACAUCAACCAGUAUGA
Molecule: messenger RNA, 522 nt
Organism: Suillus discolor
Lineage: Eukaryota; Fungi; Basidiomycota; Agaricomycetes; Boletales; Suillaceae
Exons: 1
Coding region: 1-522 (173 amino acids)
Source: RefSeq, a predicted model, not a curated record